AUGGGAAAUAUGAACAACAAAGAGAACGAAAUAUUUAAUGAAUACUCGUGGGUUUUUGAAGUCGAGUUCAAAUCGAAACGGAUCCAGGAAAUGAUAAAGAAGAGCUAUGCUGAAGAUAUUGAACUCAGCAGUGAAGCAGCGUGUGCGUGGAUGAUAGUGAGGGAUGCCUGUUUUCUUCUAGAAGUCCUCCACAGGUUCGGAAUAGAUGAAGAUCAAGAGGAAAGAGUGCCGUUUUUUAUCGAUAGUGUUCUCAGCAGGAAACGGCAUCAUCCUCUGUUGACAGAAAUUGUGAAAGAUAUGCUCAAGAUGGAAAAUCAACUGCCAUUCUGGGCUUUGGAGAAAAUCAGGCCCUGUAUUGAUAGAUCAAAUGAUGAUGUCUGGUUUGAGUCGGCACUGAAGAAUUUAUCCCCUAUAAAAGUAGCACAUGAAGGGAGGAAACGGAGAUACAACAGAGGAUCUCAUAUAUUGCAGUUGCUUCAUGACUACAUUGUUGACAGCCCAGUCCCUGACCCCUCCGAUCUUCAGUCAGCUGGCUGUGGGAAUAUUUUAGGCAACAUUAAAGGAUUCAUCUGUCCCACAACUACAUGCAAAACCAUUCAGAAAAAAUGGCUAUUUGCACUUAUUUUCCUUCCAUUUUUUGUCAUAUUGUUCAUACUGGGGAUCAUAUUUGUCAUUUUGCACUAUAUUAAAAACCACAUAUUUGACAUUUUGUACUCUAUUAUGAACUACCUAUCCCGGAGAGAAGACGAGACAGAAGAACAUGUUCCAUCUAUAGGGGAGCUAAGAAGGGGAGGAAUGAAAUUCAAAAAAAUGGAGGGUGGUAUUAGUCAAAUUGAGUUCAAAAAGAAGAAUUCCACACUGUAUCUGCCCCAAUUCAAAGUAGAUAACAGAUCGGAAGUGAUACUCAGGAACCUUAUUGCCUUGGAAAUCUGCUCCCAAGAUGAAGAGAAACCCAUUACAAGGUAUGCCAUUCUAAUGAACGAUCUGGUUGACACGAGUCAGGAUGUGAGUUUGUUGAGACGUGAGGACAUCAUCACCGGCAAGCUUGGAGCUGACGAAGAUAUUGCUAAGCUCUGGAAUUCUAUGGUGACACCCACAGAAAUGCCCAGGUACGGUUCUAUCGAUAAAGCUGUUAAGUCGAUAAAUGACUACCACAAAAAGUGGCUGAAAGGUCUGGCUUUUCUUAGACAUCGUCGUGUAUUGGGUGACUUUUUGGGGCUGCUGUUAGAGUUUCUCUGGACUUACGGUUCAAGGCCAUGGUGGUUUUUCUCUGCUUUGAUCGUACUUGUAGUUUUAGUGUUAACAGCUGUACAAGUGUUCUGUCUUUUUAGAUCUUGCUCACAGAAAUAG
Molecule: messenger RNA, 1350 nt
Organism: Cryptomeria japonica (Japanese cedar)
Lineage: Eukaryota; Viridiplantae; Streptophyta; Pinopsida; Cupressales; Cupressaceae
Product: putative UPF0481 protein At3g02645
Exons: 1
Coding region: 1-1350 (449 amino acids)
Source: RefSeq, a predicted model, not a curated record